CGGCUCGACGCGCUAAACUCUGAUUCUUCUGGGACGCACGAACGAGUGAAGGAUUACCUGUGUUUUCACCUCCACAUGGAAAGUUACUCUUUUUAUGUUUAGGAUAAACUCACGUUGAGACAGGUUGUCUGAGCUGCCAGAGUACUCCAGAGCACGAUGAGUUGGGGGGCUCUCUACGCCCAGCUGGGCGGCGUCAACAAACACUCCACCAGUCUUGGGAAGAUUUGGCUUUCCGUCCUCUUCAUCUUUCGCAUCACCAUCCUGGUUCUGGCUGCAGAGAGCGUCUGGGGUGACGAGCAGUCGGACUUCACCUGCAACACGCAGCAGCCUGGAUGCAAAAAUGUCUGCUAUGACCACUUCUUCCCCGUGUCGCACAUCCGCCUGUGGUGUCUGCAGCUCAUCUUUGUAUCAACGCCAGCCCUGCUGGUAGCCAUGCACGUCGCCUACAGAAAACGCGGGGAUAAGAGGACCAUGCUGGCCUCCAACGGCACCGAAAAGAUGACAGAUACUGACCUGGAGACACUGAAGAAGAGGCGUCUGCCCAUCACAGGUCCGCUGUGGUGGACCUACACCUGCAGCUUGUUCUUCCGGCUCAUCUUUGAAGGCGGUUUCAUGUAUGCGCUGUACUUUGUCUACGACGGCUUCCAGAUGCCCCGUCUAGUGAAGUGUGAGCAGUGGCCCUGCCCCAACAAGGUGGACUGCUUCAUCUCCAGGCCGACAGAGAAGACCAUCUUCACCAUCUUCAUGGUUUCCUCGUCGGCCAUCUGCAUGGUGCUGAACGUGGCCGAGCUGGGAUACCUCAUCUGCAAGGCGCUCAUGAGGUGCUCGGCCAGGUCGAACAAGAGGAAACAUGCCUACACAGAAAGCGUGACGAGGGAUAACAAGAAGAACGAGAUGCUGCUGUCGUCCUGCACAGAUUCAUCCAGCAACAAGACGAUGUGCUGAGGAACACUGACUGGAACCAAAGGAGGAGGAGGAGAGAGGCACAAACUGUAAAUCCAACCAGACAGUUUGUGUUCAGAGUUUUUGGGAACUUGAAAAAUAAAAAUUGGCUCAGCUAGACAGCACUGUCUCUAGUUGGGGUGGCCCAACUAUAUGCAUUAUUACUUAAAGGAAGGUGAUGCAUCCAUAAAUUUGCCACUAAAGGCAGUCCAGUGUCACAAUUGUAUGGUUUUCAAUCUGGUUGAGUUCCCAUCAGUGAGUUUUACUUUGAAACACCAGAUAGCAGAGAAAAAAAAUAUCACAAGUGUUACCUUACUGUUCACUCACUGGAUGGUUGAUAGUAUUUAAUUGAGGUUUUAAUUUAUUGUUCACAAGUUGCUUGAAGGUAACCGGUCAGGUUUCAGAGAAGAAUAAAUCUACACUGACAUCUAGUGGUGGCAGUGGAACCACCUGCAAGCACAACUUAGUGUUAAAGGAGAGGAAGGAGAACAAAAGAAGUCAUCAAGAGUGAAGGAGAGAGAAGUGCCUCUCUGAUUCUGUUAGUGUUGAGUUUACAAGAGCUGACAUUUGAUCUUAAAUGUGGUUGAUCUUAAAUUCAAUAACUGAUAAAAAGCAGAUGAGUUUUAUAGUUGUGGUGCAUUGAAUUGAAUACGUUUUUAAUUUGUGUAUGUUCAGAAUAAAUGAAAAGGAAUGUUGCAGAGAAUAAGAUUCUGCUGAUGAAUAGUGUAUAUUAUAAUAUAAAGUCUUACACACCACAGCACAGUGGCUUCAUCGAUUUGGUGCUGUUUGAUCACAUCAGAAUGCCUGUAGCCAUUUAACUGAAGUCUUCACAAACAUUUGAUAAACAUGCCAAGAAUGUGUUGCAUAUUUUUCACACACCUUUUGAUUGAAAUAUGAAAAAUGUAUAUGUUUGUACUGUUGUAUUGUACCGAGAUGUUUCUAUUCUUCUGCCAGCAAGAGCUAGAAACCUCCUCAACAGAUCUUACUGCCCACGUGUGAAUUACUUGCUGUGAAAUUCAAUUCAGAGGGGAUCAAGUCUGAAGAAAGAGACAAACCAGCAAACCAUUACACAGGAAUACGUGUGUCCGAUUUGUGAAAAUCUUUCGGGCUUGUAGGGAUUUAUAGAUAAAAGUCAAUUGAUAUCUUCAUAGUUUCUACAGUUUGUAACAUUUGUUUUUGCUUCGAGAGUUUAUUUUAGUUUGAGAACUUCCAAAUGUGCUCUUACUGGCAAAUUACUAAACCCAAUAUUCAUGUAUUGUCUUCAUAGAUGGAUUCAGAUGAGUGUGGCUAAUGUUUUUUUUUUUUAUCCUGUUUUUGAAAACCAGAAGUUUUCCUGUUCAGUCCAGACCUGCUCCUGUGUUUUUUGAACUUGUCUUGUUGUUCUCGAGGUGUGUACUGACCCCAGCUGGCUGUAUCAGCUUUCAGCAUGUGCCUUAUUUUAGCCUCAGCGCUAAUCGCCGCUCGCCCUCCUAAUGUGAGGAACCACUGCCUGAUCCCGAAGCGAAAAUGUCUUUGUCCUCCCGCCAUCCAGGAAUAGCCGAGUUGGAUUAGUUGCAUCUGAUCCAAGCAAAACUCACCUUGUGCGAACAGAGAAUAGUGAUAUGCUGGUUAGAAAAAAAACUGCUAAGUUGGACAAUCAAUUAGAUGUGCCAAUUGCAAAAUUCUAAAAAAGAAGAGCCAGGUGAGUUGUAUAUUGAUAACUGAUGCAGCUGAUUGCAUGGAGCUUUUCAGUAGGUGACCAAAGACAAAAAAAAAAAAACAAGCACAGAGAAAACACUCUGAAAGCCUCUAUUUGAUUUCUAAAAAGGUGUUUUCUAUGUCAGCUAUGCAUUGGCCUUUGACCUUUUGCUUUCCUUAGCAGCCAAAUGGCAUUUUGAUGUUCGUGAUAGCAACAGUUGAUGCUGUUUUUAAGGGGUGGUCCUGAUCAUUCCAGUUUAAAGAUGCUGUAGCUUUUUAACAUUUUCUACUCCAAAUUGUUUUUUUUCCACAAUCUAACUUUAAUAGACAGCAAACAACAUACUAACGAACAAACAGCUGAAUAAAUGAAAUGUGUGUGAUUGUGUUUUGUAUCUAAGAUGUUUUUAUUACAUUCGCACUUUGAUCCUUUAACUUGUUUUGAGAAAUUUUUCAUAAAUCAGUAAAAGUAAAA
Molecule: messenger RNA, 3091 nt
Organism: Stegastes partitus (bicolor damselfish)
Lineage: Eukaryota; Metazoa; Chordata; Actinopteri; Pomacentridae
Gene: gjb8
Product: gap junction protein beta 8
Exons: 2
Coding region: 157-945 (262 amino acids)
Biological process (GO): cell-cell signaling; gap junction-mediated intercellular transport
Cellular component (GO): connexin complex
Molecular function (GO): gap junction channel activity
Source: RefSeq, a predicted model, not a curated record